UUUGUUACCGGUUUGCUCUUCGGUUAUAUUUUGUUUUUUCCAGGGCGCCACUUCUUGGGGCUAAUUCUGACGCCCCAUAUAAAGUGACGUGCGCCGGGAGUGGUCGACAUCAUUAAGUCGACGUCUUUCCAAGAGUCGGACGGAUACGUAGUCGUCAGUCUCCAAUCGCAGUCAGAGCUUCCUGUGCGGCACGUGCCAUUUCAUCCUCGAGCAAUCCCAAGUCCAAAGGAAGUGUUUCUACAAUGGCAGGCAAACUCCUGACAAUCUUCUCCAUUCUGGCCAUCGCUGGAUCCUGUUGUGCAGGUUUCGCGGCCACCUAUGCCGGUUACCACCCUGCUUUUGCCACCUACCAAGCUCCAGCUGUCUACCAUGCCGCUCCAGUGGCUCAGGCUGCUGUCUACCAUCAGGCGGCUCCCGUUUACGCCAAGACGUUGAUUCCAGCUACUCCCGUGUACACGCGGUCCUAUGCCCUGCCAGCUCCGGUCGUUAAGACGGUGGCUGCUCCUCUUCCCCUGCCCGUUGCUGCUCCAGUGUUGAAAACCGUGGCUGCUGCUCCAGUGGUUGCUGCCCCAGUGGUUGCUGCUCCAGCUCUGAAGCAGGUUGAGUUGGAAUCGUCGCCGCGUUAUGAUUUCUCCUAUGGUGUCCAUGAUAGCAUCACCGGAGACAUCAAGAGUCAGGUGGAGACCCGCGACGGAGGCAAUGUGGUUGGAUCUUAUUCCGUUCUGGAUGCCGAUGGUUUCAAGCGUACUGUAACCUAUACCGCUGACGAUAUCAACGGAUUCAAUGCGGUGGUCCAGCGUGAACCAGUUGUCGCUGCCCGUGCUGUGGCUGCUCCCGUAGUUUCAGUGGCUUCUCCAGCUCCAGUUCCCGUCCAUGUUCCCGCUCCGGUAGCCUCCCUGCCCGCUCCAAUCUACUAUCCCCACCAGCAGGUGUUUGCCCCUCAGCAGCAGAUUCAGCAAGUCACCGAACAGCAGGGUGAAGUUGUGGAGGCUCCAGUGGCCACUCAGCCAGAGCUGGAACCCACGCCCAUCGACUAUAACGAGGGUCAGGAGCAGCAGCAGCAGCAGCAAACCUAUCCCCAGGACCAGCAGUUCCCGCCUUUCUCUCCGGCUGGCGAGUCCUCCCCCGCUCCCGAUAGCGAUGAUUCCGAUGUGGUUGAGGCGCGAUCUGCCCCUGAGGCCAGCAGUAGCACCACCACCACCACCGAGGCUCCCGUCACGGAAGAAAGCAAGAAGACGGAAUAGAUUGGAUUAUGACCGGAAAUGUUGUUGAACGAAUUGCGAAAAUAAAAAUCAAUAUUUGAGAUAAAAAAAGGUCUA
Molecule: messenger RNA, 1319 nt
Organism: Drosophila eugracilis
Lineage: Eukaryota; Metazoa; Arthropoda; Insecta; Diptera; Drosophilidae
Gene: Cpr31A
Product: cuticle protein
Exons: 2
Coding region: 243-1244 (333 amino acids)
Cellular component (GO): extracellular matrix
Source: RefSeq, a predicted model, not a curated record